AUGCUCAAUAUUCACCGCAUGGCCAGCACCAGCUUCUGCUCUUGGGGUGAUGAUUUCAUAGAGCCCGAGUCCGAAUCGAUACCACCCACGAAUCUGACCCCUGAACAAAGUUUUGAAAGUAUAUGGGUCAACACCGAUGAAGAGAGUACGAAAGCGCCUGUAUCUAAACCCUCCAGUCCAAUCUCUGUAUAUUCUGAUCUGCGGUGUAACACACCGACAACAGACCCAGAUUUAAACGGUCCUAUAUUUUCCACCGAAUCGCAUUUUUUGGACACCGUAACCUUCUCGCCACAUGCUACGCAUCUUCUCCCUUCAGAGCCGAACGGUACGUGGCGAAAUCGAACCUCCCACGCGAUCAAGAACCCGAGCGAGGCUGCUACAACACUCCGUGAGGUUCUAGAGCAAUAUACCCAUGAGUUCGACGUGGCCAUCCUGCUCCAAAAGCUAGAGCAGGCCGCAGAAGACAGCAAAGACGAUAUGAACGACUGGCUGAAUCAGACCUUCGCAGAUCACGAUUUGGUAGAAAUGCAUCACCAGGUCCGGCAACUGGUGCCUGUCCUCUCUAUGCCGAGCAUGCGGCAACUUGACAGCGCCUUAGACGCAGUGACGGAGAUCGCACAGUCGUUGCGAAAGCAUCGCUCACAACCAGACCUUCUCAACGACGCCCAAGGUGACAAGUAUGCUUUUGCAAGGAUCAUCAGCCAGAAGGCACGUCACGCAUUGGUUGAGCAGGGCAUUUGCAAGAACUGGCAGUUUAUGGGCGAAGAACUUGCAGACUUGAACAGCGCAAUGCCAUCAGCUCUCAUGCACACGUUCGUACGUAUACAACGAUUGUAUGAAAACUUGCCAUUGUUCCAGGCAAAGCCCCUCUGGCUUGCUAACCAUCCUAAGAAAAUUUGGCGGUUAGAGCUCGAUGUUGGCAUUGUGGGUGUUGAGGUCGGUCCUGAGUCAGACCGUUCGUUGGUCGAGCUUGGUUCUGUAGACACUGGUUUCGAGCUGCCAGAGUCUAGCGGAUGCAUCUCCAUUGUAGAUCUUGACAGACAAGUACAGACUGUAGAGGAUGAGUGGCAGUUACUCGAAUCGUAA
Messenger RNA from Ascochyta rabiei, 1086 nucleotides. RefSeq lists its product as uncharacterized. Bases 1 to 1086 code for a protein of 361 amino acids. The record is from RefSeq and is a predicted model, not a curated record. NCBI's taxonomy places the organism in Eukaryota, Fungi, Ascomycota, Dothideomycetes, Pleosporales, Didymellaceae. The transcript has a single exon.